GGGGCGGCCGCGGGGAUCCUGGCGCUGCUGCUGUUCUGCGCCAUCCACCGGGUGGAGGAGGGACACCUGGCCGUGUACUACAGGGGUGGUGCUUUGUUAAGCAGCCCAAGUGGACCAGGCUACCACAUCAUGCUCCCCUUCAUUACCACGUUCAAAUCCGUGCAGACUACGUUGCAGACUGAUGAAGUGAAAAAUGUGCCUUGUGGGACAAGUGGUGGUGUUAUGAUCUACAUUGACCGAAUAGAAGUUGUGAAUAAGUUGGCACCAUAUGCAGUGUAUGACAUUGUGAGAAACUAUACUGCUGACUACGAUAAGACCUUGAUCUUCAAUAAAAUUCACCAUGAACUGAAUCAGUUCUGCAGUGCCCACACCCUGCAGGAGGUGUACAUCGAGCUGUUUGAUCAGAUAGAUGAGAAUCUGAAGCUGGCCCUGCAGAAGGAUCUCAAUGUCAUGGCACCAGGUCUCACUAUCCAGGCUGUCCGUGUGACCAAACCCAAAAUCCCAGAAGCUAUCCGAAGGAAUUUUGAGCUCAUGGAAGCUGAGAAGACCAAGCUGCUGAUUGCAGCCCAGAAGCAGAAGGUAGUCGAGAAGGAGGCAGAGACAGACCGGAAGAAAGCGCUCAUUGAGGCAGAGAAGGCUGCUCAGGUGGCCAGGAUUCACUAUCAACAGAAGAUUAUGGAGAAGGAAACAGAGAAGCGCAUUUCUGAGAUCGAAGAUGCUGCAUUCCUAGCAAGAGAGAAAGCAAAAGCUGAUGCAGAGUUCUACACUGCUCGGAAGCUGGCUGACUCCAACAAGCUGAAACUGACCCCUGAGUAUCUGGAACUCAUGAAAUACCAGGCAAUAUCCGCCAACAGCAAGCUGUAUUUUGGGGACCGCAUCCCUAACAUGUUUCUGGAUUCCUGUGCUUUCCAGCAUGCCAAUCCGAGGACUGCCCAAGAAACCAGCCUUCCCUCACCGGAAGCCCCAGAGACCUCUAGAGAAAACCACCUCAGAGCAAAAGAAAGCACUGGCUGA
Molecule: messenger RNA, 1014 nt
Organism: Chaetura pelagica (chimney swift)
Lineage: Eukaryota; Metazoa; Chordata; Aves; Apodiformes; Apodidae
Gene: ERLIN1
Product: ER lipid raft associated 1
Exons: 11
Biological process (GO): SREBP signaling pathway
Cellular component (GO): endoplasmic reticulum; endoplasmic reticulum membrane
Molecular function (GO): cholesterol binding; ubiquitin protein ligase binding
Source: RefSeq, a predicted model, not a curated record